Messenger RNA from Capsaspora owczarzaki ATCC 30864, 3447 nucleotides. RefSeq lists its product as hypothetical. The transcript has a single exon. The coding region runs from base 244 to 3246 and encodes 1000 amino acids. Lineage: Eukaryota; Filasterea; Ministeriida; Capsasporidae. The record is from RefSeq and is a predicted model, not a curated record.
UUUGUGUUCAUUUUGCUUUGCGCUCUUUUCUUUUUGACUUUUUUGUUUCUCAGAAGCAUUUUCAGCCUUCUUUGCUUUCCAUUCACCACAUCAGCUUUUCUCUCCCUCCGCUCUUCCCCCCCCCCUUUUUUUGACCCUUCGGAUCGAGCAAGUCGGCGAAGGGCAGUGCACUACACCAUUCGAAUUAGCAAACGAAAAAGCAAACAACCUUCCUAGCGCGCUUCAGCGUACAAACACAAAGCAAUGGUUGCAAUUGCUGGCGCGCACUUGUCACCUCUCGCGUCAUCGGCAACGUCUGUCGCACCCACGACUUCCACCAGCAUCAGCAGCAACAAUUCAACCAGCACCCCAAAGCGUUCAGCGAUGGCCAAUGCGGGCCGAAACAACACGCACAACAACAGCAGCGGCAAGAAGCACGGAGAAAAGCCUGCAAGCAAGCGCAGCAACGCGAACGUCACCCCGAGCAUCGCAGCCAUCAACACCCAUCCUGCGUCCGCACCACCAGCAUCGGCGCUGGCUGCGUCGCCAUUGUGCGAUCUGACAGCGAGCGAGCAAGCAACGGCGGCGGCGGCGGCGGGAGGUGGUUUUGCGUCGGCUUCGGCCGGUGCGGUUUCGGAGGCUGGGAAAGAAAGCCAAUCGGCGACGCUGGCUCCGAGCAGCGUUCCACGCGUGGCUGCGACCCUGUCGCCUGCGCACUCGGACGCCAGCGACGAUGACGACGAUACGUCCAACGCAGCAUGCGGAUCUGUGGCCAAGGUGGCUGCGAUCUCGCCUGCGGCAGCUUCGACUGGCUCGUCCAACCAACAAAUAGCGGUCACCAUUUUCACGCCGCCAUCGCCGCCAAACUCGCCGCGUCGCAGCAGCAGCAGCACCAGCAGCACCAGCAUCCGCCAACGCGCCAUGCUCACGCAAACCUCCGCUCCGGCUGGGGUGGAUGGUGCGCUUGUUCACGAUGCAACCUCUGCUGCAUCCGCAUGUUCCUCCGCUGCUGCUGCUACUGCGGAACAAAGUGCGGAAAAUCGUCGCCAUCAUGCGUCCCAUCCUCCGUCCUUUGCGUUCGCACUUCCGCUUCCCUCCUCCUCUUCGCCCUCUUUUCCCUCUGCCUCUGCCUCUGCCUCUGCCUCUGUGCCGUUGACUCUGAGUAUUAAUUCCAACACAGCUGCGGCAAUGGCGAAGGGCGGUGGAGCGAAUGUCCCAUUCAGUCCGUUUUCGGAUGCAACCACAACGAAAAUCACGUCGCAAAGUUUCGACGCUUUGCUUGGCAUCCCGACCAGCACUUCUUCUUCUGUUUCUUUGUCUUCGCCCUCAUUGUCGCUGCAGCAGCAUCAGACAUAUCAGCAAUUUUAUCAGACAUAUCAGCAACAGCAGCAACUCCCUUUGUGGCAAUCCCAACCGCAACAGCAGCAGCAGCAGCAACAGCAAUGGCAACAGUCAGCCGAUGCAAAGCAAACCGAGCCGUCGCUCAAAGUUUCCCCAAGCCAAGAAUUCGCCGCUUUUUCAGCUCAAUCCUCUUUUUCUCCUGUCACUCGCUCUUCCUCUUCUUCCUCUUCUUCUCUGUGUUCUUCUUCUUCUUCUUCGUCCUGUGCUGCUUUGCCUGGGUUGCCGGCAUUGUCUGAUUCCGCCUCAGCCUCAUCCUUGUUGCAAUCGCAUCGCAAAUCCGUCUCCUUGUCGCCCUCCUCUUCUUCUUCUUCUUUCCCACCAGCCCCCAUUUCUUCCGCUGCUUGCACCGCUCUUCCCUCUUCGUCUGGCUUGAACGCACCCAUGGCGAUGACAUCCAAUCCCUAUCAGCACCAGCCUUUCGCUUCGACCUCGGCUUACGUGGGCGGCUCCGCGUCUGGCGCCACGAUGACCUCGGCAGACCAGUGGGACAGCUCGUUUCCCAUCUUUGCGCGCGCCACCUUGCUCGACUCCAAUUUCGUCCCGCAAAAAACCAACAUUUUCCUGGACGACGACGACGAUGAUGAUGACGAUGGGCCUUCGUCGGGGCUGAACAGCAGCAGAAGCAGCAGCGACGAGCAUCUCGAUGACGAAGCGCUGCUGAUUUCGGCUUCUUCGCCGCCUCGGCAACUCCACUUUGACCCGUUCGCCCUCUCGUCGACAUGGAGCACCGGCGCCCCCGCUAAUAUCGCAGCAUCCCUCGCAGCGCGCAUCCAACCCAACUCCAACCCUGGCAGCAGCAGCAGCAGUAGUGGCUGGGCGAGCCCAACAACAGCGCUCGAUUCUGCCCUGUGGCACGCGACCACGACCACGGCCCAACAACGCCUUGCUGGCAGCCUGUUCCCGCAGCACCAGCCACCUCAGCAGUCCUUCUACACCCAGCAGCAGCAGCAGCAUAUUGGACUGGUUCAGCACCAGCAGCAGCAGCAGCUCCUUCUCCAGCAACAACAGCUGCUGCAGUUGCAGCAAUUGCAGCAGCAACAACAAGCCGCGAUUGCACGAAUUGCGCCUGUUCACCGACCGCAGCGCGCGCAAGCAAAGCAGCAGCAGCCUCAGGCGCAACUGCAGCAACAGCAACUGCAACAGCAACAUCAAUACAUCCAAGCCUUCCAGCCGCAGCAACAGCAGCAACAUGUGGCGUCGCUUCUCGCACCGCUCGUCCAACAGCCUCCUCCUCCGCAGUCUCAGCCACACCGCCACGCACACCCCGCCGCCUCCGCUGGCGCCAUGGGGGGUGUCGGGACGCCUCGUUGGGUCAAGCGCAACAUGCAUGCUCCGGAUGUCAACCCCCGCGCCCGUCACGAGGCUGGCAACUGCAAGGUGUGCAAGUUCUGGCUUCAGGGCGACUGUCUGUCCCACCCGUGCACGUACUGCCACGACCCGUCGCACCUGGUUGAAAACGGCGGCGCACACACCCGUGCUCGCAGCAGCAGCAGCAGCAGCAGUGCCCAAGUUACCAACAGCAACAGCAACGGCAACAUCGGCAGCAGUGGCAGCGGUACUGCGUCGCCCGUCAUGUCCAAUCUGGCAGACCACCACCACCACCACCACUCUCCCUCUGCUCUGGACUUGUUUGAUGCCACUGCUGUCGAGUCUCCUGUGCUCUCUACCAGCUACGAUGACUGUGGACAGAUGAUGCGGUGCACUCGAUGCAAAACCCGCCCGGUCCAGUACUUGCUCCGAUGCGGCCAUUCUGGCUGCGGCAACUGCCUCAUGCCGUCUGGCCCUGCGCCCUUUGCCCAUCUCUCAUGCUUUACCUGCAACAAAACCUUUCCAAAGCAAAGCGCUUCGCGUCUUGUGAGUAUGUAACUGGGUCGGUUUUAAAAUGUUUCCUCUUUUUUUUUUUUCUUUUUCUUUUCCCCCUUCUUCUCCUUUCCUGAUCUCUGCUGCUAGGUGUUCGCACCACCUACAUGCGCUUCUGUCAAUUCCUUCAUCAGUCUCUGUCUCUUUUGCGCUUUUGCUCGCUCGCCGUGCAACCUUCUCGUAAUUAAUACAGUUAUGAAACAUGAG